Penicillium digitatum Pd1 is the source of this 1935-nucleotide messenger RNA. Its product is annotated as putative Alpha-L-arabinofuranosidase. Gene Ontology annotation, biological process: L-arabinose metabolic process. Gene Ontology annotation, molecular function: alpha-L-arabinofuranosidase activity. Lineage: Eukaryota; Fungi; Ascomycota; Eurotiomycetes; Eurotiales; Aspergillaceae. The record is from RefSeq and is a predicted model, not a curated record.
AUGAAGUCUGAAUCUGUGACAUGCGUUGGCAUCGCAGCAUCUAUUGCGUUGGCUACAUGCCUAACACGUGCGCUGGCUGAAGGGAAUAACUCAACAAAGGGGAAUAGUUCGACUGUUCCUAUCAGUCUGAUAAUUGCAAGGGAGGGUGGCAAUAAGUCGAGUCCGCUUCUCUAUGGGGUGAUGUUCGAGGAAAUGGACCAUUCUGGCGAUGGUGGAAUCCACGGACAACUGCUGCAGAACAAUGGGUUUCAAGGAACAAGUCUUGGUUUGACUGCCUACGCCCAGGUGGGGGAUGUAAAAAUCUUUCAGGAUACAUCGAAACCCGUCAGCAAAGCAAUCACGUCUUCGCUCAAGGUCGAAGUACCGGAUGGGGUAACAGAGUAUGUUGGCUUUGCCAAUACCGGUUACAGCGGAAUUCCAGUCACGGGUGCCACAUACAACUGUUCAUUCUGGAUGAGUGGUAACUACUCGGGCAUCAUUAACCUGCAGCUUGUUGGGUCUCAUAGUGGUUUGAUAUAUGCCGAUCAUAACCUGACUGUUAAGAGUACGGAUGAAAAAUUCACGGAAUUCAAAACCAGAUUCAACACUACUUAUGCACCAAGAGGGGACAACGAGUGGCAUUUGACAUUUGAUGGAUCGAAAGUUGCUGGCAGCGCGUUGAACUUUGGCUUAGUCCAGCUAUUUCCUCCCACUUUCAAAGGAAGGGAAAACGGGUUGCGAGAUACCAUUGCCAUGUUUCUGGAAGAGGUCAAUGCGGCGUUUCUCCGUUUUCCAGGAGGGAACAACCUCGAAGGCUUGGAGGUUGAUUCUCGUUGGAAGUGGAACACUACGAUUGGACCCGUGGUCGACCGUCCAGGAAGAGAAAGUGACUGGUUUUACCCUAACACAGAUGCCCUCGGCCUGGACGAGUAUCUGUGGUGGUGUGAGGACAUGAACAUGGCGCCCCUACUGGCUGUAUGGUCAGGAAAGUCCUAUGGGGACAUUCUCUCCGGGCCGGACCUCGAACCUUUCGUCGAGGAUAUCAUGAAUGAGAUGGAAUAUCUCUUUGGCGACUCCUCGACAUAUUAUGGCAAACUGCGAGCCCAGAACGGCCGGAAGGAACCAUGGAAAGUUGACCACAUUGAAAUUGGCAACGAAGAUGAUCUGACCCGUGGGUGUGACACCUAUCCGGAUCGUUUCAAUCAAAUCUACAAGGCCAUCCAUGACAAGUACCCGCACAUAACGUUUGUUGCUUCCCAUGGGGACUAUCUGUGUUUGCCAUCUCCGCUUCCCCCAAAUCUCAUACUUGAUUUGCAUCUAUAUCGCGCACCAGAUGACUUUGUCAAUUUGUUCAACCAGUUUGAUAACCAGCCGCGGAACCAGUCAGUGAUGGUUGGUGAGUUCGGGUGUCGCAAUACCACAGAAGAGACAGGAAUAUACUGGUCAUACAUGCAGGGCAGCUGCAGUGAGGCCGUGUACAUGAUUGGAAUAGAGCGCAAUAGUGACAUAGUCAAGAUGGUGGCUUAUGCACCCUUGAUGCAGCAUUUUGAUUUCGUUUCUUGGUCGCCUACACUAUACGGGUUUAACUCGGCUCCCGACUCUAUCACACCUUCGGUUUCAUAUUUUGUGCAAAAGAUGUUCGCAUCUAACAAGGGUGAUACCAUUCUUCCAGUCCACUCAUCGACAGGAUUUGGACCUGUUUACUGGGUGGCUUCGAAGACAGGUUCACAAUACUAUUUGAAACUGGCAAACUAUGGUCCCGAGCACCAGAACGUCAAGGUGAGUAUACCAGGAACCAAAACUGGUCAACUAGAGAUGCUUGCUGGCCCCAAGUACCAGGGUGACACGCCGUUCAACGUGCAAAUCCAAACCGUCACCACCAGUAUCUUCAAUGGGCAAGGGAAUUAUUCAAUAGACAUGGAUCCUUGGGCUGUCGCUGUUCUAGCAGUCUCCUGA